AUGGCGAUCAGUAGCGCACAGGUGGAAGUCGAGUUCGCCAAAUGCGAAUGCUGCGGAUUGACAGAGGAAUGCACGCCCGCUUACAUAGCUAGAGUUCGUGAGAGGUACCAAGGCCGAUGGAUUUGCGGUCUGUGUGCCGAAGCUGUGAAGGACGAGAUUUUUAGAUCGGAUAGGCAUAUCAACGCCGAAGAAGCCUUGAAUCGACACAUGAACUUUUUGCAGAAGUUCAGACAUUCGAGUCCUCCGACUAACCCCGCCGAGCAUCUGAUAUCCGCCAUGAAGCAGCUUUGCCGGAGGAGCUUGGAUUCUACGAGAUUCCUGAAGUCGACUCCGAGUAUUCCUCUCAGAAAGGAAGAGCAGGUUCGUCGUUCGUCCCUCUCUCGAUCCGGAAGCUGCCUCCCAGCUUUGGCUCGUUGA
Macadamia integrifolia is the source of this 417-nucleotide messenger RNA. RefSeq lists its product as uncharacterized. The record is from RefSeq and is a predicted model, not a curated record. NCBI's taxonomy places the organism in Eukaryota, Viridiplantae, Streptophyta, Magnoliopsida, Proteales, Proteaceae. Bases 1 to 417 code for a protein of 138 amino acids. The transcript has a single exon.